Trichoderma atroviride IMI 206040 is the source of this 393-nucleotide messenger RNA. RefSeq lists its product as uncharacterized. NCBI's taxonomy places the organism in Eukaryota, Fungi, Ascomycota, Sordariomycetes, Hypocreales, Hypocreaceae. The record is from RefSeq and is a predicted model, not a curated record.
AACAGCCCUACGACAAGUUCUGCUCCGGGGCCACACACAUCGACGUCGACGAGUUCAAAGACUGCUUCUCCCACCGAGUCUCUCCCAUCUAACCUCCUUGGCUGUCCCCAAGCCAACAAUACAAGAUACGCCGUUCCCGGCUCACAAAAGACCUUUUUGCUCAUCUGCGGAAUAGACUACAGCGGCGCAGGCCAGGCAGUCGAAGUGGGAAACUUGUAUACAGUAGACAUGGAGGAUUGUAUGGCCAACUGUGCAACGUUUCCGGGCUGUACAGGUGCGGGAUGGGGGAUUAUACCAGGCGAUGCAGGGAGCGAGCAUAGAUGCUGGCUAAAGGGAGACUUGGGGAAGACGCAUCUGUUGAAGCCUGGGUGGUAUUUUGCGAUUUUACAAUAA